UUUGUGAUCAUGUUUACAGCAUAUGUUCUAAUAAUUUGCAGUAAUUCUUCUAUUGUGUGCAUCAUUGUGAUUCAUGAAUCCCUCCAUGAGCCGAUGUACAUUUUCAUUGCAGCUCUGUUACUGAACUCUCUUCUUUUCAGCACUGCUAUCUACCCAAAGCUUUUGAUUGACUUUUUAUCUGAAAAACAGAUCAUAUCAUAUCCAGCCUGUCUCUUUCAGUGGUGUAUAUAUUAUGCUCUAGCCACUUCAGAAUUUUAUCUCUUGGCAGCCAUGGCCUAUGACAGGUAUGUGUCUAUAUGUAAACCUCUGCAAUAUCAAACUAUCAUGAGGAAAUCAACUGUCACUAUUUUCUUGGUUUUAGCUUGGCUUGUGCCGGCUUGUCAGGUUGUGGUGCCAAUUGUACUAAAUGCUAAUAAAAAACUCUGUAACUUUGUUUUCAAAGGAAUCAUUUGUAACAGCACAGUUUACAAACUUCACUGUGAGAGUUCAGGAGUGCUGAAUAUAUAUGGCUUGAUUGUUUUGGUAAAUGGUCUCCUUCUCCCUGUGCUCUUCAUACUUUUUACAUACACCAGGAUAUUUAUAAUAACAUAUCACAGCUGCAGAGAAGUCAGGAGAAAAGCUGCACAGACCUGUUUACCCCACCUGAUUGUUUUAAUCAACUUUUCCUGUUUGAGUGCAUAUGAUGUACUUCUACUGCGACUGGAAACAGAUUUUCCCCAAACUGUACGUUUAAUAAUGACGUUACAAAUGGUAAUAUAUCAUCCUCUCUUCAAUCCAAUCAUAUAUGGACUAAAAGUGAAAGAAAUUUAUAAACACCUGAAGAAGUUGUUCUGCAAAACGGGCUGA
Micropterus dolomieu (smallmouth bass) is the source of this 846-nucleotide messenger RNA. RefSeq names its product olfactory receptor 6N2-like. Gene Ontology annotation, biological process: G protein-coupled receptor signaling pathway. The annotation marks the transcript as partial. The record is from RefSeq and is a predicted model, not a curated record. Gene Ontology annotation, cellular component: membrane. The transcript has a single exon. Lineage: Eukaryota; Metazoa; Chordata; Actinopteri; Centrarchiformes; Centrarchidae. Gene Ontology annotation, molecular function: G protein-coupled receptor activity; olfactory receptor activity.